Messenger RNA from Mercurialis annua (annual mercury), 732 nucleotides. RefSeq lists its product as uncharacterized. Lineage: Eukaryota; Viridiplantae; Streptophyta; Magnoliopsida; Malpighiales; Euphorbiaceae. The transcript has 4 exons. The record is from RefSeq and is a predicted model, not a curated record. Bases 1 to 732 code for a protein of 243 amino acids. Gene Ontology annotation, biological process: DNA integration. Gene Ontology annotation, molecular function: nucleic acid binding.
AUGCCAUAUACCACAAUCCAAGAAGUGGAGAUCUUUGAUGUGUGGGGGAUUAAUUUUAUGGGGCCUUUCUUGGUUUCUUUCAGAAACCAAUACAUCUUGGUAGGAGUUGAUUAUGUCUCUAAAUGGGUAGAAGCGAAGGCUUUACCCACCAAUGAUGCCAAGGUAUUUUUGAGGUUUCUUAAGUGUUUAAUGAACUGGUUUGGGACUCCAAGGGUGAUCAUUAGUGACGGUGGGUCGCAUUUUUGCAAUAGGCAAUUCGAAGCUUUAAUUAAGAAGCAUAAUGUGUACCAUCGGGUCGCUACCCCUUACCAUCCCCAAACAAGCAGUCAAGUGGGAGUAUUGAAUAGGGAAUUGAAGAGGAUUUUGGAGAAAAAGGCGGCAGGAGAGAAGCCGAUGUUGCAAUUGAAUGAAUUGGAUGAAUUCCGGUUCAUAGCAUAUGAGAAUGCCAAACUCUAUCAAGAGAGACCAAACGAUGAGCUCGAAAACCAAAAAGGGGAGACGUUAAAGGUCAACGAACAUCGUUGCAAGCCUUCUAGGGCCUUUGGUAGAUCAAAUAGGACCUCAAGAACAGCCGCUACCCCCACAAGUCUCACUCAGAGGUAUAAUGCUCCGUUUGAAAUACGCUCUAAAGAAGAAGUGCAACGUUAUGAAGCGUGGAAAGCGAGAAAGAUUGCUACGCCGUGGAAGAUUUAUUGGCAAUCACUAGCGGAGUUGGCAAUUGACAAUAUGUGA